Phytophthora sojae is the source of this 1029-nucleotide messenger RNA. RefSeq lists its product as hypothetical. Gene Ontology annotation, cellular component: RNA polymerase II transcription regulator complex. Gene Ontology annotation, molecular function: protein dimerization activity; DNA-binding transcription factor activity, RNA polymerase II-specific; RNA polymerase II cis-regulatory region sequence-specific DNA binding. Gene Ontology annotation, biological process: regulation of transcription by RNA polymerase II. Lineage: Eukaryota; Oomycota; Peronosporomycetes; Peronosporales; Peronosporaceae. The record is from RefSeq and is a predicted model, not a curated record. The transcript is spliced from 6 exons. Bases 1 to 1029 code for a protein of 342 amino acids.
AUGGCCAAGGCGAAGGUAUCAAAUGAGGAGCUCAAGCGCAAGAUCAAGCGGCCAAAGGCGCGGCACGAGGCCGCGGCAGAGUCGCCCCUCGCGUCCGCCGUGGCGCCACCCAAGUUGCAGUCGCCAAGUCCCAGCUCGCGCGCCUCCAAGCCGUCUCCAGCGAGCAGAUAUGACAGUUCAUUAGGGCUGCUGACGAAGCGAUUCGUGGAGCUCAUCCAAGCUGCGCCGUCGAAGGAUUUGGACCUGAACACGGCAGCGGAGUCGCUCGGUGUACAGAAACGACGCAUAUAUGACAUCACCAACGUGCUUGAAGGCAUCGGCCUUAUCGAGAAGACGUCCAAGAACAACAUUCACUGGAAAGGUGCCAGUGGGCCGACAGGUGGUACAGACAACUAUCAGGGAAUUGAUCAUCUUCGACAGAGCAUUUCAGAUUUAAGACAGGAGGAGCUGAAGUACGACCAGCAUAUCAAGAUGGUCAGCCAGAAUAUUCGACGUCUGUACGAGGAAGAGGCAUUUGACAAAGGGAGCUUUGAGAACUUCUGCUACGUCACACAUGAUGACAUGCGGCGGCAGGAAAGCUUUGCAGACCAGAGCGUGAUGGCGAUCAAGGCUCCACCAGGAACAACUUUAGAGGUUCCAGACCCCGACGAGGGCAUGCCCGCCGGAAAACGCCGCUUUCAGAUCUUUCUGAAAUCUACAGGUACGAGAUGCAGGUGGGAGUUUACCUUUGGUUAUUCCACGAAUAUUGAGCUCACUGGUUUUUUUUCACUUCUCGUAGAUGGCCCUGUGGACGUGUAUUUAGUUCGACGAAUGACUGAUGACAAGGAAGCUGCAGAUGCGACUGGUUCAGCGAAGGAAGCUGGAGCAGUUGCUGCACCUGAUAGCCCUGCACCUCCUUUGGACCAGCAGAGAUCGUACGACUCGGAUAGCGGGAUCUUCAAACUCGCACCUCUCAAGACCGAUCCAGAUUUCUGCUUCAACCUGGACGACAGCGAAGGUAUCUCGGACUUUUUUGCAGACAUUCCGUAG